Messenger RNA from Acanthosepion pharaonis, 717 nucleotides. NCBI's taxonomy places the organism in Eukaryota, Metazoa, Mollusca, Cephalopoda, Sepiida, Sepiidae. The record is from the annotation of a GenBank genome assembly.
AUGAGCUGUCUGAAAGGCCGCAUCGCAGAACUGCUCUGUUGGCCAGGGUGCUUUUUUCUUGCUGAUGAUGGUCAGCUCACAGAGACAAGCUCUGUAACUCAUGAUACACAUUCUUAUCUAUCUAUCUAUCUAUCUAUCUAUCUAUCUAUCUAUCUAUCUAUCUAUCUAUCUAUCUAUCUAAGACUGUUCAAUAUCUAUCUAUCUAUCUUAUAUAAACUUAUUUUUCUUGAAGUGAUUUUUUUUUCACAUUGUUAUUCUGAAAUUUAUAUUCUUUUUCAUUUCUUUCCCUCACCAUACGGUAGUUUCAACCGCGAUAGACAUCUGCCUCUUGGCCACCAUCCAUUGCAUCCUCCUCAAUUGUAUUUUUCUAUCUAUCUAUCUAUCUAUCUAUCUAUCUAUCUAUCUAUCUAUCUAUAUCGAUCUAUCUAUCUAUCUAUCUAUCUAUCUAUCUAUCUAUCUAUCUAUCUAUCUAUCUAUCUAUCUCCUAGUCAAAUCUUUUUCCCCUCUUCAUUUCAUUUGUCCUCCUCCUCUUCUUCUUCUUCCUCCUCCUCCUUUCUUCUUCUUCUUCCUCUUCUUCCUUUUUUUUUUCUUUUUUCUUCCUUAUUCCUCCUCUUCUUCUUCUUCUUCUUCUUCUUCAUCUCCAUUUUUUCCUCCUCUUCUUCUUCCUCCUCCUCCUCCUCUUCAUUUUUGCGAGUUUCUCCUUUUAUUCUACGUUGA